AUGGGCAAGCCAAGAUUGAUCAUCAUCAUAAGACAUGCUCAAUCCGAAGGAAAUCGUGACAAGGCUAUUCACCAGACGACACCAGACCACAGAGUCGGAUUGACGGAGGAAGGGCAUCGUCAAGCCCAGGAGGCGGGAGAGAAGCUUCGUGCUCUUCUCCGAACAGAUGAUACACUGCACUUCUUCAUUUCCCCAUACAGGAGAACCCGGGAAACAACAGAAGGCAUCCUGAAAAGCUUGUGCUCCAAUGAACCCGUACCAUCGCCAUUCCAGCGACAUCACAUCAAGGUGUAUGAGGAGCCGAGGCUGAGGGAGCAAGACUUUGGCAAUUUUCAACCAGACACCGAAGAAGUUGAGAGAUUGUGGCGAGAGCGUGCUCAAUAUGGUCACUUCUUUUACCGUAUUCCCAAUGGAGAGAGUGGGGCGGACGUAUACGACCGGGUAUCAUCCUUCAAUGGUUCACUCUGGAGACGGUUUUCCGAGGACACAAUGGCUAGUGUGGCCAUUCUGGUCACGCACGGUCUCUGCAGUCGUGUCUUUCUGAUGGCCUGGUAUCACUACAGCGUGGAGUUCUUUGAGGAUCUCCGAAACAUCAACCACUGCGAGUUUUUAGUGAUGAAGCUCGGCGCCAACGGGAGGUAUGUGCUUCAGAACAGUCUACGGCGAUGGUCAGACCUCAGGAGGGAAAAGGCGGCAAGGAAAAGCAGUAUUUCCUCCGCAUCAACACCCACAAAUGUUGAACCAAUACCAGUUAGACGCUGGACGAUCUCCAAGAACGCCCAUGACCCCUCGGGAGCCAGCUAUAUCCCUACGCCGGUGCGAAAAAGCACGAUAGAUAUGUUCAAAGACGAACCCGAAACGGUACAGGAAGGAGGCGAGUCUAAACGUAAUCCAAAGGCAACCCCAACUGAGACAAGAGGUAGCACGAGCAGAGAGCAAAGUCGCACAAGAGUGCGGUCGUCGAGCAACCUUCGAACCUCUCUUAGUAAUCUAGCGUUGGACACAGGAAGGAAACCUACGAACUUGGGCGGCAUAAAAUCAUACCUUGGCAGAGACGGUGGUGGGACAAGAUCGGGUCAAGGCUCACCAUUUGGGUCUGACGAUGAGACUGAAAAUGAGAGCCCUAAAGGAAGUAAGCUGCCCAUGGGACCGUUGUCAGAGUCGUCCGAAAAUGCCAAGAAGGCUUUCUCCUCCUCGCUGGCUCGAGCAUUGAGAGGAGAGUUGGACGACCCCAACAGAAAGAUGGCGGAUGCACUGGGUGAUCAGAGUGAUGCAGAAGUGGAAGAGGCGGAUCUGGAGAUUGGGACUCAGGAGCGAGUGUCUGGCGAGCUCCAGCAGAUCUUGGAUGAAGAGAGGCGGGAGCGAAGCCAUCGAAGCAUCUAUUAG
Fonsecaea multimorphosa CBS 102226 is the source of this 1386-nucleotide messenger RNA. RefSeq lists its product as uncharacterized. NCBI's taxonomy places the organism in Eukaryota, Fungi, Ascomycota, Eurotiomycetes, Chaetothyriales, Herpotrichiellaceae. The transcript has a single exon. The record is from RefSeq and is a predicted model, not a curated record. Bases 1 to 1386 code for a protein of 461 amino acids. Gene Ontology annotation, molecular function: phosphatase activity.